This is a messenger RNA of Phycodurus eques (leafy seadragon), 3165 nucleotides long. It is a transcript of the gene kcna4, whose product is annotated as potassium voltage-gated channel, shaker-related subfamily, member 4. Gene Ontology annotation, molecular function: potassium ion binding; delayed rectifier potassium channel activity; protein binding. Gene Ontology annotation, cellular component: membrane; voltage-gated potassium channel complex. The record is from RefSeq and is a predicted model, not a curated record. Bases 103 to 2175 code for a protein of 690 amino acids. The transcript is spliced from 2 exons. NCBI's taxonomy places the organism in Eukaryota, Metazoa, Chordata, Actinopteri, Syngnathiformes, Syngnathidae. Gene Ontology annotation, biological process: protein homooligomerization; potassium ion transmembrane transport.
CCCCACGGCCCUCACCUUAGCUGGGAAAAUGAUGUCAUAUCAAUUCUGGCGAAAGUUGAUCAUUAAUUAUCAUUGCUCACGGACCGAAGCUUCUAGCUGAAAAUGGAGUUUGCGAUGGUGGGAGCGGACGGCGGGUGCAACAGCCACCUGCCGUACGGGUACGCCCAAGCCCGCGCCCGGGAGAGGGAGCGAGAGAGGGAGCGCCAGGCGGCCCAGUCCAGAGCGGCGGCUGCGGCGGUGGCCGAGAGCGGAUCCGGAGCGGAUGGCGGAGGCGGCGGCUCUGAGGGGUCCACAUCUUCAUCCACCACCUCAUCGGGCGCGCAUCUCCUCAACAACCGCCAGCAUCCGUCUCGCGCCGCCUCCUCCAGCGCCAACAUCAGCAGCUCCUCCUCUUCCUCCUCCUCCUCCUCCUUCUCCUCCUCCUCCUCUCAGCACCCCGAGAAGCAGAGACUCCUCAGAGAGCGCAAAAAGCAACGCGGCGUCGGACGCUGGAGACGCAGCCGGACCACUCUCGGCGGGGACCUGCGCCACUCCGAACUGGCGCUGCUCGGAUCCGAGGAGGACAUCAUGAUCGAAGAGGAAGAGUGCGCCGAGGAAGAGGGGGAGGACGACGAGGAGGACGACGAGGAGGAGCGGGGAAUCAAGCGCUCCGGUUUUUUGUGCCACAUGGAUGACGAUGAUGAUGAUGAUGAUGACGACGACGACGACGAGACCGUCUCGAUUACCGACAGACGUCCUCAGUCCGGAUAUGCGAAUGUUUACAGCGAGUUGGGCUGCUGCGAGAGAGUUGUCAUCAACGUGUCGGGCCUCAAGUUUGAAACUCAGCUCAAGACUCUCACUCAGUUCCCGAACACGCUCCUGGGUGACCCAGACAAGCGCAUCCGCUACUUCGACCCGCUGAGGAACGAGUACUUCUUCGAUCGCAACAGACCGAGUUUUGACGCGAUUCUGUACUACUACCAGUCCGGGGGCCGCUUGAAAAGACCCGCCAAUGUCCCUUUUGACAUCUUCUCCGAGGAGGUGAAGUUUUACGAACUCGGACAGGAGGCCAUUGUGAAGUUUCGAGAGGACGAGGGUUUCGUCAAAGAGGAGGAGAAGCCUCUGCCGGAGGACGAGUUCAAGCGGCAAAUUUGGUUGCUGUUCGAGUACCCGGAGAGCUCCAGUCCGGCCCGAGGCAUCGCGGUGGUGUCCGUGCUGGUCAUCGUCAUCUCCAUCGUCAUCUUCUGCCUGGAGACGCUGCCCGAGUUCAGGGACGACAAGGAGUACUUGCAGCCCCGACACAACUCCACGCAGCCGGACCGCGGCUUCACCCCCUUCAACGACCCCUUUUUCAUCGUGGAGACCGUGUGCAUCAUUUGGUUCUCCUUUGAGAUCGUAGUGCGCUUCUUCGCGAGCCCCAGUAAAACGGCGUUCUUUAAGAACAUCAUGAACUCCAUUGACAUUGUUUCCAUUCUGCCUUACUUCAUCACCCUGGGCACGGACCUGGCGCAGCACCAAGGCAACGGGCAGCAGGCGAUGAGCUUCGCCAUCCUGAGAAUCAUCCGCCUGGUUAGGGUGUUCCGCAUCUUCAAGCUGUCCAGACACUCCAAGGGCCUCCAGAUCCUGGGCCACACUCUGCGCGCCAGCAUGAGGGAGCUGGCCCUGCUCAUCUUCUUCCUGGUCAUCGGCGUCAUCCUUUUCUCCAGCGCCGUUUACUUCGCCGAGGCGGACGAGCCCACCUCGCAGUUCACCAGCAUCCCGGACGCCUUCUGGUGGGCCGUGGUGACUAUGACCACGGUGGGCUACGGGGACAUGAAGCCCAUCACCGUGGGUGGCAAGAUCGUGGGCUCCCUGUGCGCCAUAGCUGGCGUCUUAACUAUCGCGCUCCCGGUGCCGGUCAUAGUGUCGAACUUCAACUACUUUUACCACCGCGAGACCGACAACAACGAAGACCAGGCGCAACCGGCGGUCGAGAGCAUGCCGCCCGGAUGCCCCUACUUCCCGGACUUUUUGCGCCAAUUGAAAGGCUCGCCGUCCGGCUCCUCGCUGGGGGACAAAGCCGAGUACAUGGAGAUGGAAGAAGGGGUGACGGAGUCAUUGUGCGGCCUGGACAAGAGCCCCAGUAAAGGCAACAACGGCACAGACAUAAGCAGAAGGAACAGCACUAACUCCAAAUCCAUUCAGACUGACGUGUGAUUACAAAUAUUUUUCUUUUCCCGGAGGAAAAAAAAACAAACAAAAAAAAAUACACAUUUAAUAUAUAUUGUUAGUCACCCAAACAAGUUUGACGCACGGGUCGUGAAGAGCUCCCCCUUUCGCCCAACUCCUUCUCCUUCACCGCCUCCUCCUCCUCUCUAGAUGCGCUUAGAGGUCACCAUGGUUACCAGGUCACACAAGUUCCAAACACAGCUUGCCCACAACGCGAAGACCGAUAUAUGUCACAUGACUCAUUGAUUUAGAGAGUCUAACUUUUGCUGGCUUCCAAAUUAGACAUAUGAUGAUGGCAUUAUAGAAAAGAUAGGCUCUGCACUCGCACUUUAUGAGUUUAAUCUAUCAAUAGCAGGUAUAAUAUCGAUAGUCAAUUUGUUCUUAUACAAUAAAGCCUCGUUUUAUUUGCACUCAAGAGGAUUUUGUGCUGGAUUAACAUAUUUUUAGAAACAACUAGAUAUUCUUCCAUCAUUUAAAAAAUAUUCAAAGAGACUUUUUGAAAAGAGUUGAAUAUUAUGAACCCCUGCCAAAGAAAAUGAAUCUCCUACCCCAAUUGAAAACUUCAUAAAAAUUCAUUAUUAAAGUUAACACUCUUCUUAGAUCUCCAAGCCUGUAUAAAGUGAAGCUCAAUGAAAGGGGAGUGCAUUUAGCAGUCAUCACAUAAACCAGGGCUAGAAAUAAUCAUGUUGUACUGUGCACCCAUUAUGAGAGCUAAGCACAGAAUCAGGAGGAAGGACUUUUCCCUCCAUGUUUUUUAAUGGAUAGGCCUCAACAUAUGACGUCAGUGUCCCCAAAUACCCACAAAUGAUAAUAUCCCUUUACAUGGACACAAAUGGAACACUGAAGCAAAAAAGACUCCAUUGAAGAAAUUCCCUGUGAGGGUGUUGUGAGCAACUUCCCCAUGUUACCUGGAUUGGUGUAGAUUUUUCUUUUUCAUUUUUUCAUUUUUUUUUAAUUUAUUUAUUUUUUUUUACUCAA